Coregonus clupeaformis (lake whitefish) is the source of this 1252-nucleotide messenger RNA. RefSeq names its product cilia- and flagella-associated protein 221-like. Gene Ontology annotation, cellular component: cilium. Lineage: Eukaryota; Metazoa; Chordata; Actinopteri; Salmoniformes; Salmonidae. Gene Ontology annotation, biological process: cilium assembly; cilium movement. The coding region runs from base 38 to 1252 and encodes 404 amino acids. The transcript has 11 exons. The record is from RefSeq and is a predicted model, not a curated record.
UGCUAUCUUCUUCAGCCCUGUUUUUAAUGGAGAAGUGAUGGAAGUGGCACACUCUGCAUCAGAGACAUUCACAGACAGUCAAAGGAAGAAGACCCCUCUUCCCCUGUGCCAACUGGUGGAGGACACAAAAAUAAGUCCCUCUAAUGUCCCUCAUCACCUACUAGAGACCCAAACCUAUACCAAACUCAAGAGCAACAGUGCAAUCCAUGCAGAACCCUCAGGACUUCACUUCAGUGGGUUUAAACUGGGGAAGGAUUAUCAGAGGACCUUGCAUCGUCUUGUCCCCGGACUGUCCUACACAGUGAAAGUACACUUCUGUCCUAAAGAAUGGCGCUACUUCUACGACUGUAUUCGGGUUCAUUGCAAGGGGGAAGAGAAUUUACAGGUACCAGUCCAUGCCUACCCCAUCAUCGAUGACUUGCACAUCCCAACACACAUCACCAUACCAGCUGUCCCACUGGGCCAAAGUGUCAGCCAUGUGAUCCCUCUGAGCUGCAGCUGUCCCAUUGACUUUGAGUUCCAGGUGUACAUCAUCCAGCCACACAAGGCCUUCUCGGUCCAGCCCCUGUCAGGAGUGAUUCCAGCCAAUGGGAAGGUGGAGGUGACCGUCACAUUCAGGCCGUUCCAGUAUGACACGUCCCAGGUCACUCUACAAGUGGUCAUCUCCCAGUUCAAUUCCAAACCCUACGUCCGCACCCUCAGCGGGUCCUCCUCGCCCCACCUGCCUCUCAGUCAACAGGAGAAAGACAUGGGACAUGCAAGAGAAGUUCUGUUUGUUGACAGUCGAGGGCCUCCACCUGUCUCCUUGAUACAGCCUCUGACCAAAACCAAGCAGAGGUCAAUGCGGACACCUGAAAAGUCAAAGGCUGAUGCAGACGGGUUUUACGUGGGCGAUGAUUAUGGAUAUUUCCACUGGAAUGAAGAACAUGGCCAUUGGGAGAGGUGGAUCCUAAACAACAACGAGUACAACUAUGAGUAUGCGUACAAGUAUGACCAGGAUCAACCUGGUCAAGGGGCCAAAUGGGAAAUAGAGGCUGGUUCUUCUCAGAUUGUCGAUGCUCCUGCCCAUCUCCCCCUCCCUACUUCCUCUGAUCUCCCUCAGCAGAGCCCACAGGAGCAGCCUGGAUUCCUCGCAGCAUCCCCUUGGCCUCUUGCAAACGUUGGGACUCUUGAGGAGAUGAUUGAGAUUGCAUGGCAGAAGUGUCAGGAGUACCAAUCUAAGUUCUUCAUGUGCCCAUCUCUCCACCAGUGA